Molecule: messenger RNA, 579 nt
Organism: Myzus persicae (green peach aphid)
Lineage: Eukaryota; Metazoa; Arthropoda; Insecta; Hemiptera; Aphididae
Product: tRNA-specific adenosine deaminase 2
Exons: 1
Coding region: 32-514 (160 amino acids)
Biological process (GO): tRNA wobble adenosine to inosine editing
Cellular component (GO): cytoplasm; nucleus
Molecular function (GO): tRNA-specific adenosine-34 deaminase activity
Source: RefSeq, a predicted model, not a curated record
CAUACAGUAUUCUCCAGUUGUUCAGAUAAAAAUGGAUUGGAGUGAUCAUAUGAAUAAGUCAUUGUGUUUAGCUAAAGAAGCAUUAGAAGUAGGGGAAGUUCCUGUUGGCUGUAUUUUUGUUGAUAAUGACGGUAAUAUUUUAGCUUCAGGUCGUAACACAGUAAAUGAAACAAAAAAUGCAACUAGGCAUGCUGAAAUAAACUGUGUCGAUUCAAUUGUUCAGGCUGGCUUUUUAGAAAAACUAUCUAACAUAACUGUUGUUGUUACUGUGGAACCUUGCAUAAUGUGUGCUGCAAUGUUGAUAAAUAUCGGUUGUACUAACAUUAUUUUUGGUUGUGCUAAUGACCGUUUCGGUGGCUGUGGUACUGUACUUGCUGUUCCUGGUUUAGAAAAAUGUAAAGUUCAAGGUGGAUUAUUUGGAAACCAGGCCAUGGAUUUACUUAAACAAUUUUAUAAAGGCCAAAAUCCAAAUGCUCCUGAAAAUAAAGUUAAAAAAAAACUUGUAAUUCCAUAAAAGACAAUUUUAUUUUGCAUUUAUACUUAUAUAAUUUGAUCUAAGGCGAGUAAUUUUAAACAAUG